Diplodia corticola is the source of this 1452-nucleotide messenger RNA. Its product is annotated as fad dependent oxidoreductase superfamily protein. Gene Ontology annotation, molecular function: oxidoreductase activity. The transcript has 5 exons. Bases 1 to 1452 code for a protein of 483 amino acids. NCBI's taxonomy places the organism in Eukaryota, Fungi, Ascomycota, Dothideomycetes, Botryosphaeriales, Botryosphaeriaceae. The record is from RefSeq and is a predicted model, not a curated record. Gene Ontology annotation, cellular component: cytoplasm.
AUGUCGUCCAAGACCGCCCAAGCACGCCUCUCGCAAAUCGACGGCUCGUUCACGCCGCCGUCGUCGGACUCGAUAUACUCGACCGAGCCGUCGACCGAGCACGCGCCGUAUCCGUACCCCGUGCCGAACCCGCUGACGCCCUUCUGGCGCACGCAGCUGCACCCGCUGGACAGCGCGCGCACGACGCCCGACCUGCCCGCCGAGACGGACGUCCUCAUCAUCGGGGCGGGCUACGCGGGCGCGUCGACGGCGUAUCACCUGCAGAAAGACAACCCGAAUCCGCCCAGGAUCACGAUACUGGAGGCGCGCGAGGCGUGCUCAGGCGCAACAGGAAGGAAUGGCGGGCACCUCAAGCCGGACGUGUACUUCCAGGUGCCGCGGUACACGGCGCUGUUCGGGGCCGAGGCGGCCGACGAGCUGGCGGCGUUCGAGUCGUCGCAGGUGCUGGCGGUCAAGGAGCUGGUGGAGCGCGAGGGCAUCGACUGCGACUUUGGCCUGACCCGGGCCGUCGACGUCUGCCUCGACGCCGACCACGCCGCCAAGUGCAAGGCCGACUUCCUCGAGCUGCAGGCCCGCGGCCGGCCCUCGGUGCGCGACGUCUUCUUCUCCGAGGGCGCCACCGCCGAGAUGGUUUCCGGAGUCAAGGGCGCAAAAUGCGCCUUCACCUUCACUGCCGGCCACGUCUGGCCGUACAAGCUGGUCAUGCACCUCCUGGGGCUGGCCGUCGGCCGCGGCGCCAACCUGCAGACGCACACGCCCGUCACCAGCGUGGCCGAGGCGCGCGACGACGAGGGCUGGUGGAGCGUCGACACCCCGCGCGGCCGCCUGCGCGCCAGACAGGUCGUCUUCUGCACCAACGCCUACACCGCCGGCGUCGCCCCGCAGUACCGCGACAAGAUCAUCCCCGUCAAGGGCAUCUGCAGCAGGCUCAGCGUGCCCCCGGGCGCCGCCGUCCCGCAUCUGCCCAACACCUACAGCCUGCGCUACGCCCCGGGCAUCUACGACUACCAGAUCACCCGCCCCGACGGCAGCAUCGUCAUCGGCGGCGCCAAGCAGUGGUUCUGGCACGACCGCAGCCACUGGUACGGCGUCACCGACGACGCCUCGCUCAUCGCGCCCGCAGAGCACCACUUCCCGGGCUUCAUGCAGCGCAACUAUCGCGGCUGGGAGCACAGCCACGCCGAGCUCGACAUGCUCUGGACCGGCAUCAUGGGCUACACCGCCGACAUGAUGCCGCACAUUGGCGAGGUGCCCUCGAAGCCCGGCCAGUUUGUAAUGGCCGGCUUCAACGGGCACGGCAUGCCGCUGAUCUUCCUGUCGUCCAAGGGUCUCGCUAGCAUGAUUCUCCAUGCCGUUCCCUUUGAGCAGACCGGCAUCCCCCGCCUCUUCAAGACAACCGCCGAGAGGCUGGCGAGCGAAGAGAACCUGAUCUUGAACAGCAAGCCCCAAUAG